CAAUCUCGUCCACUCAUUGGCUUGUUGACGGCAACGUCACGCGACUCUUCUUCUCUUUUAAAAAGCAGGCGGGAAGCAAGCGGCGCGUUAUUUCUUCAUUUCAGCGUGCGAUCAGACGCGUGUGGUUAUAAACGCACAGUCCAGCGGCAGCAGCAGCAAUGGUGAGAACUAAAGCUGACGGUGUUCCCGGCACUUACAGAAAAGCUGUUGCCGCUUCGGCGCCCCGGAAAUCACUCGGCGCGUCCGGAUCCACGAACUCUCAGAGCAGCAGCGCGCAGACGGGCACGCCUGGCAAGGGUAAAUACGCAGGAGGAAACCCUGUGUGCCCGCGCCCCACCCCUUCCUGGCAGAAGGGUAUUGGAGAUUUCUUCGGAGGUCCCGGCAGAAUACCAGAGAAGGAGAAUCUUCAUCCAAAGUCUGAUGAUGAUGAUGAGGAAGCUGGUGGCAGCGGGGUCACUAAAGCACCUAGGAAAUCCAGGCCGAUUAUUGAUGAUGAGGAGGAGGAAGAUGAAUAAUUUCAUAAUGAAUUUCACUUUGUUGAUUGACAUGAUUUUACUGUAAAUCUUUUGUAAAUACUUUAUUUGGAUGUGUCCUUUCAUUUUGUACAGACAUUUAAUAAAAUGUUUUUUUUUCUGAGAA
Messenger RNA from Misgurnus anguillicaudatus (oriental weatherfish), 639 nucleotides. RefSeq names its product PCNA clamp associated factor (gene pclaf). Gene Ontology annotation, biological process: regulation of cell cycle; translesion synthesis. Gene Ontology annotation, molecular function: chromatin binding. Gene Ontology annotation, cellular component: nucleus. The record is from RefSeq and is a predicted model, not a curated record. Lineage: Eukaryota; Metazoa; Chordata; Actinopteri; Cypriniformes; Cobitidae.